Molecule: messenger RNA, 882 nt
Organism: Mycena indigotica
Lineage: Eukaryota; Fungi; Basidiomycota; Agaricomycetes; Agaricales; Mycenaceae
Exons: 6
Coding region: 1-882 (293 amino acids)
Source: RefSeq, a predicted model, not a curated record
AUGUCGGUAUCGUACAAUGUCACCACCACCCCCAGCUCCGGAGCAACCACCUCGCUACCGCUGAGUCAAAAGAGCGUCAGUGAGCUAUGGGUGCUCGUCCAGUCGCAGGGUCUGUCUGCCGCGUCUGCCCUCCUCAUGCACGGAGUUUUUAUCCUUCUCUUCAUUCUGGCGCUGUCCUACCUCUUCCGCACUUACCCCGACGGGUAUCGCAUCCCAGGGCGCACAUUCCUCCGCCUUACCGCCAUCCUGCUCGCUGUCUUCGCCGUCGUACAAGUCGUCUUGGACGUCUCGCUAGUGAUUCUCAUCGCAAAUGUACUGACGGGCAAAGUGACACGCGGGUCGGCGCCGAGAAUGCUAAUGUGGACGUAUCGUAUGCUCUAUCUAGCGAGACAGGGCUCGCUGGCCGUCAACAACUUGAUUGCAGACAUCCUCUUUCUCUACCGCUGCAAGCGCAUAUGGGGCACCCACCGUCUCACACCAUAUAUCAUCACAUUCGUCUCAUUCCUCAUUAUCGGCACAGCGGCAAUCGCGGGGGUUACGAUCUACUAUAAACUCAAUAUUCGGAUUCCAUUCGGUGCUGCGCUCGGGACUAACGUCGUCCUACUUGUUUUGACCGCCGGGAGAAUCUGGUACAAGGGAAGGAGGGCAGAACCACUGAUGGGAAGACGGUUACGGACGAGGUGGAGGGCUGCUGUGGCAAUCAUCUUGGAGUCGUCCUUGUUAUACGUUGCUGCGAAUAUGCUUUAUAUGAUUAGUCAGACGCGCAAUGUGCCUCCGUUCACAGGCGCGCAGAGCAUCUGCUGGGGUGCCUUAGCACAACUCGUCACAGAAUAUUAUACCCAUGAUGAUGAUUGUCCGCGUUGCUCUCAACCGCAGCGAUGA